GGUAACGGCCGUUGGAAGAGGAAGCAAAAGAGGCCGCCUCCGUCGCGUGCUCACCGCUUGACUGGUGCGGACCAGUCGUCGUUCAAGGCACCCCGCACGCUCCCUCCCCGGCAGCGUAAGGGCAGGCAGCCGCGUCUCCCUACCCGUCGGGGGCAGCCCCCCUCAGCGUCAGAGGCGUCGAGCGUGCGGACUGCUUUGCCGACGACGCCCGUCUGGAGUGGUUAGCCACACCGGUUGUACGGUGCGGACCAUAGACCGAACCCGGACCUAGGAGAGCAGCCUGCAUCAUGAGCAACACGCGCGUCAAGAAGAAAGGCGAGAAAACGGUGGUCUACAUGGACGGCCAGCAGCUUCAGGGCUCCGGGUCCAACAUCAUGAUCUCGUGCGGUCCGGGAGCGUCGCAGUCUCGCGGCACCGUCUAUCAGAUGCCCAACUCGUUGUACGACGGCGGCACCGCGGGCAUAGUGUCGUGCAUGGGCAGCGGCGGCUCGAGCUGCCGCACCACCGUGUCCCUGGAGAACAUGAACAAAGAGCCGCAGAUCCUGCGCGUCGUACCGCGUGGCACCACCAUACUCGUGGAGGAGGUCAAGCCGCCGCCCAAGGCGCAGGACUCCGGCAGCGCGGCAGGCGGCCGCUCCAAGUACGGUGCCUCCAGGAAGGGAUCGCCGACCAUUCAGGUCCUGCAAGAGUGCGAGUCUUCGGUCGACUACUACCCGCCUUGCACGCCGCCGGCUUCCGAGCCGGGACCGGCCGAGCACUGCAUCGAGUGUCUCGAGGAGCUCAUCCAGCGCCGCCGCUCCGUGCGUCGUUACGACCGCGACGGCCAGACCGAGAUGCGGGUCACGACUCGGUUCGUGGACGAGGACCAGAUACCCAGAUCCCGAGGCGGUGGCUGCUGCCCCACCUGCGGCAACCCGAUGCCCAGGCGCGCACGUGAUUAGUGACGUUCUGCGCACGCAGGCCGCUCGUCGCAGCGAUUUCGCGGGGCGCCUGGGCGUCAUCGUCUGCAAAAUCGUCUGCGUCGACGUCACUGGUUCUGAGCCGUGUGCAAAGCCGGGGACAGGCUGCCGUUGGCGCCGUCUUUUCUAGAGCAGGCCGGUCGUCUUCCUCUGAGGUCUAGGGCAUCGCGCCGAUGGAUGAGCCGGUUUUCCUCAAAGAAAAUUUUGAAAAAGAAAAUUCGCAGCUUUGGUUUAUCUCAA
This is a messenger RNA of Dermacentor albipictus, 1199 nucleotides long. RefSeq lists its product as uncharacterized. NCBI's taxonomy places the organism in Eukaryota, Metazoa, Arthropoda, Arachnida, Ixodida, Ixodidae. The record is from RefSeq and is a predicted model, not a curated record.